This is a messenger RNA of Puntigrus tetrazona (Sumatra barb), 1808 nucleotides long. It is a transcript of the gene uqcrc1, whose product is annotated as cytochrome b-c1 complex subunit 1, mitochondrial. The record is from RefSeq and is a predicted model, not a curated record. Gene Ontology annotation, cellular component: mitochondrion. The transcript has 13 exons. Gene Ontology annotation, molecular function: metal ion binding. NCBI's taxonomy places the organism in Eukaryota, Metazoa, Chordata, Actinopteri, Cypriniformes, Cyprinidae. Bases 93 to 1529 code for a protein of 478 amino acids.
AUAGGUGGCGGUACUGAGCUUACAGGUUUGCGAACCGUCGUUAAACAAAAAGAGGAAGAAAGUCCUCGGCGGUUGUGCACACUGUGGACAAGAUGGUUGGCUCUAUGUGGCGGAUCAGUGGGGCAGUGAAUCGAGCUCUUUCUAGAGCUGGUUACCCUCUUCUGGUGUCUCUGAGACGAGGACAGGCCUCUGUGUCGUAUGCUCAGAGCCUGCUUGGAGCUCCAGAAACACGGCUAACUACUCUAAGCAAUGGCUUUAGGAUUGCCUCUGAAGAGACCAACCAAGCCACAUGCACGGUUGGCCUUUGGUUAGGUUGUGGGAGCAGAUACGAGUCCGAGAAGAAUAAUGGAACUGGAUUUUUUCUGGAACAUAUGGCGUUUAAAGGCACAAAGAAGCACCCACAGGCCGCUCUUGAACAGGCAGUGGAGUCUAUGGGAGCACACUUGAGUGCGUACACCUCACGGGAACACACUGCUUACUACAUGAAGACCCUCGCCAAGGACUUGCCUAAAGCCGUGGAGCUCUUGGCAGAAGUAGUUCAGAGCUCAUCUUUGAGUGAGGCUGAUAUCGAGCAGCAGAGGAGUGUGGUGCUAAGAGAGCUGGAGGAGGUACAAGGUAGCUUGCAGGAUGUUUGCCUGGAUCUGCUCCAUGCCACUGCCUUCCAGGGUACUUCUCUGAGCCACAGCGUUCUGGGUCCCUCUGCCAAUGCCAGGAAACUGACUCGUGAUGAUUUAGUGGAGUACAUCAAUAUCCAUUAUAAAGCUCCUCGCAUGGUCCUGGCUACAGCUGGGGGAGUCAACCACGAUGAGCUUGUGGCUCUGGCCAAGCAGCAUUUCAGCGCUGUUCCUCAUGAAUAUGAAAUCGAUGCUAUACCUGUUCUGUCCCCAUGCCGCUUCACUGGGAGUGAGAUUCGCAUGCGUGAUGAUGCCAUGCCCCUAGCACACGUUGCUAUUGCUGUAGAGGGAGCUGGAGCUGCAAGCCCUGAUAUCGUGCCUCUUAUGGUUGCCAAUUCCAUCAUCGGUAGCUAUGACAUCACAUUUGGGGGUGGCAAGCACUUAAGCAGUCGGCUGGCUCGCCUGGCUGCAGAGCUGAACCUGUGUCACAGUUUCCAGGCUUUCCACUCUUCAUACAGUGACACUGGACUGCUGGGUAUAUAUUUUGUUGCAGACAAACACAAAAUAGAGGACAUGAUGCAUUGGGCUCAAAAUGCCUGGAUGAAUUUGUGCACCACAGUGACCGAGAGCGAUGUGGCUCGAGCCAAGAAUGCUUUGAAGGCUAGCUUAGUGGGACAGCUCAAUGGAACCACCCCUGUUUGUGAUGACAUUGGCAGGCACAUACUAAACUAUGGUCGUCGUAUCCCUCUGGCAGAGUGGGAUGCCAGAAUUGAGGCUGUGACUCCCAGCAUUGUCCGGGAUGUCUGCUCUAAAUACAUCUAUGACAAAUGCCCAGCUGUUUCUGCCGUUGGUCCAAUAGAGCAGCUGCCUGAUUAUAACAGAAUGAGAAGUGCUAUGUACUGGCUCCGAUUUUAAAUCUUCCCUGGGCUGUUAACCCCAAUGAUGUGAUGUGUUUCUUUGCAACUUUUUGUCCUCUCAUUUUCGUACCCCUAUCUCAUAUGAAAUUAAUGAGCAGCAUAUUUGCUCGUUUCUUUGCCAUCUUUCAAGCUCAGAUGAAGAGAGAGAAGAGAAUAUGGUACAUUUAAAUCUAGACACGGCACAGAGCUAUUUAUAAAUAUAUGUAAUGUUUUGUUUGUCUAUUUUGUAUAUAGCAAUAGCUCUCAUUCCAACUUCAAAUAAAACCCGUCACAUCAA